Molecule: messenger RNA, 2797 nt
Organism: Alexandromys fortis (reed vole)
Lineage: Eukaryota; Metazoa; Chordata; Mammalia; Rodentia; Cricetidae
Gene: CUNH3orf70
Product: chromosome unknown C3orf70 homolog
Exons: 2
Coding region: 302-1048 (248 amino acids)
Biological process (GO): nervous system development
Source: RefSeq, a predicted model, not a curated record
GGGGGGGGAGCAGAGAGGAGGGAGCAGCGGGGAGGACGAAAGAGAGAGAGAAGGGAGGUGGGAGCCCGGAGGAGGGUGGAGAGGAGAAAGAAGGGAGGAGGGAGCUAGGAGGAGGGCGCAGGAGAAGGGACCCGGGGCACGGGGAGGUGGCAGGCCAGGCCCAGUCGCUGCGCCCUACCGGGGUGGCUCCUCCGCCAGCCGGUGCCCGCCGCGCCUGCAGCCCGCAGCCCGCUCGCGUCCUGCCCGCCCCGCGCCUCCGCUCCGCUCCCGGGCUCCGGUCCCCUGCUCCGCGCCGGGAGACAUGAGUGCGGCCGCUGCGUCCGAGCGCGGCUGGAAGAGCGAGAAAGUGGACGAGGCGCAGGCCCUGGCGCGGAGCUGCGCCGCCCGCCGACCCGACUUCCAGCCGUGUGACGGGCUGUCCAUCUGUGCCACGCACAGCCACGGCAAGUGCUUCAAGCUGCACUGGUGCUGUCACCUGGGAUGGUGUCACUGCAAAUACGUUUAUCAGCCCAUGACCCCCGUGGAGCAGCUCCCAAGCACAGAGAUCCCCGCGAGGCCACGAGAACCCACCAACACCAUUCAGAUCUCCGUCUCGCUCACUGAACACUUUUUGAAGUUUGCCUCUGUCUUCCAGCCUCCGCUUCCCCCCGAGUCGCCAAGGUACUGUAUGAUUUCCGAUCUCUUCAUCGACAACUAUCAGGUUAAAUGUAUCAACGGGAAGAUGUGCUAUGUGCAGAAGCAGCAGGCACCCCAUUCCCAGAAGAUGAGCCCCGAGGAGGUCUCUGCACACGAUGCCUUAAUUUCUAAAGAGAGCGACACUCCGAAACUGGGCCACUGCUCCUCCCCUUCCAGUUCCGAGGACUCGGGGAUCAAUGCCAUUGGGGCGCACUAUGUGGAAUCCUGUGACGAGGACACAGAAGAGGGGGCGGAACUGAGUUCCGAGGAAGAUUACAGCCCCGAGAGCAGCUGGGAACCCGACGAGUGCACUCUUCUAUCCCCGUCGCAGUCUGAUCUGGAAGUGAUUGAAACCAUGGAAACCACUGUGUAGUCAGCUGGGACCUGCCGCCAGGAUCCACCCUGAGCUUCUGUACUUUGAUUUGAUGUGUCCAUUUCCAAUACUCUUGGCAUUUUCCCAGCCCCGUUACCACCCAUAGCAGCCCAGGGGUCUGCUAACUAGUGUUACCCUUAAAGUUAUCUUGUAACUAUGACAUUGUUUUCUUUUGUAUCUUGCUUUCUAUGUAGCCUCUGGUGUCAUGAGUUGUGACCCAGCCUUAAUUUCACUUAGAACUUUGAGAGCGGUGGUGACCACCGAGUGUCACGGGUCGACUGGUCACAUGGAGGAGCUUCCCAGAGUGGAGGUGACCGUAUUUUACCAGUAGCCCAUCCUUUGUGGUGAGGGCUCUUGUUCAGCUUCCCUUUGGCAUGUCAUGUGACAUCUCUGUUCUCCUGGUUUCGGUAUUGGGAGCAGCCCGCUUCAGGACACAGUGUUGCUGGCAAUAAUCUUUCCCUUCCUCCUUCCUGCUAGCUGUGUGGGCUCAGGACAAGAGUAGCCUCAGGAGUUACUUCCAGGAGGUCCUUGGAGGUCCCCUCAUGUCACAGCUUCUGUGACUGUGAGGAGAGACGGGCCUCUCCAGUUUGUCCAGCUAGUGUGAUGUGUGUGUAUAUACAUACAUGCAGUAGGGUAGUGGGGAUUCAGAAGAGCUCAGACCUGGUUCUCUCCAUGAAGGGGACACACUGAGUUACAGGACACAAAUCAUGCAGCUCACGGCACCCAGGAGGCUCUUGGAACCGGGGAAGGAGAGGUGGACGUGGCCUAGGCUAGCUGAGGAAGUUGCUACAGUGACUGAGCUGGCCCCGGGUUCCACAGCAUCCACUGCCCUUCGUGAUUGUUUUUCAGAUCAGGGAGAAGCAUUUAAGUUUUAUAGGUAUUAUAUUUAGGAGGCAGCGCAUCUGACAUCUUAAGGAAAUAAAACCACACUAGUUUUAGUUAGCAUGGAAAUGCUAAAAGACAAGUCCUUUAGGGAUUAGGAAUGAAUCUAAUAGGUUUGAUUAAUUCUGCUUCGUUUGGUUGUAUGAAGCAUUAGAAUGGCUUAGAUGAGAAAUGGACUAGAAUUUUGUAUGAUGCAUGGGUUUUAUGCAAAUGCAAAGACAGUUGAAAUAGCUCACUGUGGAGUCAGGAAGAUGUUUUAUGUAACACUUCUUCACUUUACUACGCCGGAAUGCACACACGUGUGUGCUCUUUCACACACACGAAAUAGUGGGUAAUUCUUUCUUACAUAGCUUUCUUCGAAACUCUGCCCCGAUUUGCUAUAUAGUGGACAUUCUCGUGUGAUUUUACUAUCUGCCGUUCUCCUAAAUCUAUGUGUGAGGCAUAGAACAAAUCUGGGAGCUUUAACAUCUGUGAGGAGACCCACACAGCUGCAGGGGGGCGGGUGUCUCAGAUCCUGUUGGUCUGAGCAGGCACCAUGGCCUCUGCUGUCAGCAUCUCACACAUCCCUCUCCGUUAGUGUGUCCUUGAGGGAAGGAGAGGCUCGCUGUGUUCUCAGGGCCUCCCUCCUGCAUUUGGGGUUCUUCACUGUGUACUCAGGAAGAAUCUGCUUUCCCAACUGGAUAUGGAGUCGCAGUGAUUCACCACUAGCCCCUUCUUUAGGCUGACAAGCCCAGAACAUUCAGUGUUCAGAAGGCAGAAUAUGUGGCUUCCUUUGAAGGCAGUCAUUACAACCUUCUGUGCUGGAGGAGAAUGUAGCAAAAAAUCCCCACUUACUGAAAUGCAAAGGCUCAAGCCAAGAAGGACCAG